CCAACCAUAUCGCAUAACACUGCCAAGUCACUAUUAGACGCGCGCCACUCCAACUCUAACCUAAGCGCCAUGGCUCAACCCCAACCUCCACCAGAUAAGCAAAAUAUCAGGCUCGGCGAUUUCGAGUACUUGUUCCAUUUUCCCACACAUAUUCGAGACUAUUACAAGCUCGAGCACGUGUUGGAACCCGCGGAAUCGAAUCCGAUAGCUGAAGGAAAGGAAUCUGCUCCUUCCAAGAAGACAGAUGACGGAACAAAGGCACCGAAUAACGCCAACUAUCGAGCCCGCCGCAAAUUAAGACAUUUGACUAACGGCAUGGCUGAACCGCGGGUUCGACUUACUCGUCAUCAAGGCCAGCUGAACUUUGGGAAUGAAUUACGCCACCUCCUACACGCGUACGGGGACCCAACCCCGCACCCCUCUUACCCCCAGGAACCCCUCCCAGAAACCCUGCGCGUCCUCGACGAGAUCGUGACAGACUUCAUAAUCGAAACCUGCCACUCCGCCGCACAAUGCGCCACAUACUCCCGCCGUCAGAAAAUCAAAGUGGACGACUUCCGCUUCGCACUCCGCCGUGACCCCGUCAAACUAGGCCGUGUGCAGGAACUGUUCCGCAUCGAGCGCGAGCUCAAAGAGGCCAGGAGAGCUUUUGACCAGAACGAUGACCAGGUCGGGGCUAGUGGGAAGAAGGGACUGGAGGAAUUGGCUGAGUCGGUUGCUGAUGGUGGAGAUGGGUCUGUGGCUGGAGGGGCGGGGACUGGAACGGGGACAACGGUAGGGAAGAAAGGAAAGGGGAAGGCUUUGUCUGUUAAGGCUACGGGGAAGAGAGGGGCGGAUUCGGUUUCUGACGGGGACCUGUCGAAGAAGCGGAGAAGUGCUGGGGGCUCCGUUGCUUAAUGUGACGCGUUGGAUUAGGAGGUGAAAAGGUUCAUUUUCCUUACUCGAUUAGUCUAUUUAGAUGCCGCUGUGUUUAUAUUGCAUUGCGAUGGCGUUUGGGAACAAUGAUUGGAUUUCACUCGUAUCAGAUUGCUGGGCUGACAAGCAACCAGAAUGGUAGCAAGAGUUCAAUCACUCUUGAUAUCUUUGAUUACGUGUGCAAUUCAAACGCGCCUUGGUGGGUGAUAAAAUUAAGUCUAAUUUAAGAUUCUAUACCACAUCAUUCAUUGACAUGUCGCACUCGCUUUUCCACAGUAGACACGAUAUCCCGAUAUGACAAAAGAAAACAGUCUACAUACGUUUCAUCGCGUCAUGUCCGCAUACUAAGACAAUACCCUUUUGCCGUCUUCUGAAUAAACCAGCAAAAGUCGCAAAAGAAGAUCAUGAAGGAUAAGGAACAGGAAGGAUGAAAAAAGAAAUGAAAAAUGGAUUCCAAUAAAACGACUCCAAUGACGCCUUGCUUUUGCCCCAACCCGAGCAACACUGCAAUGGUGUGGUAAAAAUCAGGGGCAAAGUCAUAUCCGCCGACUACAUCCCGAGGAAGAGAAAACUAGGAAUGUACUCUUGAUGCAUGGAUGAACCAUUG
Blastomyces gilchristii SLH14081 is the source of this 1522-nucleotide messenger RNA. Its product is annotated as transcription initiation factor TFIID subunit 13. Bases 70 to 897 code for a protein of 275 amino acids. Gene Ontology annotation, cellular component: transcription factor TFIID complex. The transcript has 2 exons. Gene Ontology annotation, biological process: transcription by RNA polymerase II; RNA polymerase II preinitiation complex assembly. NCBI's taxonomy places the organism in Eukaryota, Fungi, Ascomycota, Eurotiomycetes, Onygenales, Ajellomycetaceae. Gene Ontology annotation, molecular function: protein heterodimerization activity. The record is from RefSeq and is a predicted model, not a curated record.